UCUGCGGAUGCUGCUGCUGCUGUGGACGCGGUAGAUACUACAGAGCUCAUUUCAGAGGAAAGAACUCUAAUUUUACCAUUUUAUUCAUAUCCCAUAUAUUUAUUUGGGUACAGGAGACUUUUAUUUCCUCACCAUGAACUCCCUAAACCAGCAGUAUGAGGAGAAGGUGCGUCCCUGCAUCGACCUCAUCGACUCUCUCCGCUCUCUGGGAGUUGAGAAGGACUUGGCUCUGCCUGCUAUCGCCGUGAUUGGAGACCAAAGCUCGGGGAAGAGCUCCGUGUUAGAGGCGCUGUCUGGGGUGGCUCUACCUAGAGGAAGUGGCAUCGUGACAAGAUGUCCUCUGGAGCUGAAGAUGAAGAGAAAGAAAGAAGGAGAGCCUUGGUUUGGAAGGAUAAGCUACCAAAGCCAUGAGGAAGAAUUAGAGGACCCAGCAGAUGUGGAGAAAAAGAUCAGAGAAGCUCAGGAUGAAAUGGCUGGUGUUGGGGUAGGGAUCAGCGAAGAGCUCAUCAGUCUGGAAAUUGCCUCUCCUGAUGUCCCAGACCUGACACUCAUUGAUCUGCCAGGCAUCGCCAGGGUGGCUGUAAAGGGACAGCCAGAGAACAUUGGAGAACAGAUCAAGAGUCUGAUUCGAAGGUUCAUCACGAAACAAGAAACCAUCAGCUUGGUGGUUGUUCCAAGCAACGUGGACAUAGCAACCACUGAGGCCCUGAAGAUGGCUCAGGAGGUGGAUCCUGAUGGAGAGAGGACUCUGGGUAUCUUGACCAAGCCUGAUCUUGUAGACAAAGGCACAGAGGAGACAGUGGUGGACAUUAUCCAUAAUGAUGUGAUCCACCUUCAGAAGGGCUACAUGAUUGUCAGGUGCAGGGGUCAGAAGGAGAUCACAGACAAGGUGUCUCUGACGGAAGCCAUAGAAAGAGAAAAAGCCUUCUUCAGAGAACAUGCACACUUCCAAACUCUCUACGAUGAGGGUCAUGCCACUGUUCCUAAACUGGCUGAGAAACUCACACUUGAGCUGGUGCAUCAUAUCGAGAAAUCUCUGCCUCGACUUGAAGAGCAGAUUGAGGAGAAGUUACAGCAGACCCGCGCUGAGCUGGAGAGAUACGGGAGUGGACCACCAUCUGAUGCUGCUGAGAGACUCGUCUACCUCAUUGAUAAAGUGACAGCGUUCACUCAGGAUGCCCUCAGUCUGACUACUGGAGAGGAGCUAAAGUGUGGGGAGCAACUCAACGUGUUUUCUACACUCAGGAGAGAGUUCGGGAAGUGGAAUACCCACCUGGAGAAAUCAGGAGAAAAGUUCAACAAGAAGAUUGAGAGAGAGGUGGAGGAAUAUGAAGAGCAGUAUCGAGGCAGAGAACUGCCAGGUUUCAUCAACUACAAGACCUUUGAGGUCAUGGUCAGGGAGCAGAUCAAACAACUGGAGGAGCCUGCUGUCAAGAGGCUCAAAGACAUAGGAGAUGCUGUGAGGAAGGUUUUCAUACAGCUGGCCAUGAGUAGCUUCUCUGGAUUUCCUAACCUCAUGAAAACAGCCAAGACAAAGAUUGAAGCUAUAAAACAAGAGAAAGAAACAACCGCUGAAUCCUUCCUGAGGACCCAGUUCAAGAUGGAGAUGCUUGUUUAUUCUCAGGACAGAACCUACAGCAACAGUCUGAGCGACAGAAAGAAAGAGGAGAAUGAAGAUGAAGAUGUCAUAUUACGUCAAUCUUCACUUGUGUACAGUGAGGAUAAUCAUGCAACUCUUGAGGAGCUAAUGUUACACCUUAAAUCCUAUUACAAAAUUGCAAGCCAGCGUCUGGCUGACCAGAUCCCUAUGGUGAUUCGUUACCAGAUGUUGCAGGAGUCUGCUGUCCAGCUGCAGAGGGAGAUGCUGCAGGUGCUUCAGGAGAAGGAGAAUGUGGAUAUCCUGUUAAAGGAGGAUUUUGAUGUUGGCAGUAAGAGAGCCAAUUUGCAGAGCCGUCUGAAACGCCUCAUGAAAGCCCGCACAUACCUGGUGGAGUUUUAAAUCCUUAACCUCCUUUACCCCAACAAUUUGCUGUAUGUCUUUAGUUUGUCAGCGCAGUAUAAUUCAGUGUUCAAAGGAAUGUAAAACUAUUAUAUUUUUACCAUGUCCUCUUUGUGAUGGACAGAUUUUCUAGUCAGACUGUAACAGCCACAUCCCCUCCUGUGUGUCACUGACUUCUCUCAUCCGUGAGUGUGUAUGUGUUCCUGAGUUUAUCCUCCAGGCUGACUCCUUCCACCUGUGCUGCUGGUGAAGCUGGAAACUGUGCAGCUGCAGUCAACUAUCAGCCAAUCAGAGAAUGGCAGCAGUUAACUCCGCACUUUAAAAAGCCUGGACUGCCAACAUUUGCAUGUUGCUUUAUUUUGUACAGCUUGCCAUUGUGCCUCUUGUUAUCUGUAUUAAAUUCCUGUGUAAUGUCA
This is a messenger RNA of Cheilinus undulatus (humphead wrasse), 2415 nucleotides long. Its product is annotated as interferon-induced GTP-binding protein Mx. Bases 134 to 1999 code for a protein of 621 amino acids. Gene Ontology annotation, biological process: defense response to virus. Gene Ontology annotation, cellular component: membrane; microtubule; cytoplasm. The transcript has 12 exons. Gene Ontology annotation, molecular function: microtubule binding; GTPase activity; GTP binding. Lineage: Eukaryota; Metazoa; Chordata; Actinopteri; Labriformes; Labridae. The record is from RefSeq and is a predicted model, not a curated record.